Cercopithifilaria johnstoni is the source of this 1446-nucleotide messenger RNA. The record is from the annotation of a GenBank genome assembly. Lineage: Eukaryota; Metazoa; Nematoda; Chromadorea; Rhabditida; Onchocercidae.
AUGGGCUCAAAAAAUGGUGCUUCUCCGAAAGAUGACGAUGUUGGCCUUGCUAAAUCGCUAACAUUGAUUAAUGGUGUUUCUAUAAUCGUCGGAUGUAUCAUUGGGUCUGGGAUAUUCGUGUCUCCGACAGGUGUCCAGGAAAAAGCAGGAAGUGUCGGAUUGUCGCUGAUUAUUUGGGUUGCUUGCGGUUUGUUCGCUACGAUUGGUGCAUACUGUUAUGCCGAACUUGGCACUUUAAUUCACAAGUCGGGUGGAGAUUAUGCAUAUAUUAUGGAAUCAUUUGGGCCAUUUCUGGCUUUCAUACGUCUCUGGGUUGAAGCUGUGGUAGUAAGACCGUGUACUUGCACAGUUGUGGCGUUGACUUUUGCGAUUUACAUGCUGCGACCGUUUUAUCCGAAUUGUGAACCGCCUGGCGGACUUCCGGCUUUGCUUGCAACAAUUUUGCUUAUAAUUCUCACGGCAAUAAAUUGUAUAUCAAUACGAUUAGCAACUUUCGUUCAAGAUUUUUUCACUGUUGCAAAGCUUUUUGCACUGUGUUUGAUUAUUGGGACUGGUGCAUUGCUAUUAAUAUCAGGGAAACCACAGUACAGGGAAUCGUUUGAAAACAUAUUCGAGAAUACGACGCCUGACAUUGGAACUGCGUCUCUGGCAUUUUAUUCCGGUCUUUUUGCAUAUCAAGGAUGGAACUAUCUGAAUUUCAUCGUUGAGGAGUUGCAGAAUCCGAGACGGAAUUUACCACUGGCAAUUGCCAUAUCAUGUACUCUGUGCACGGUAAUCUAUACGUUAACGAAUGUUGCUUUAUAUACGGUCAUCACCCCUGAUGAAAUGCUGAGUAGUCCAGCAGUUGCCGUUGAAUUCGCUAACAAAAUGUUUGGACCAUUUGCCUUUGUAAUGCCUUUAUUUGUUGCCUGCUCAACAAUUGGCUCAGCAAAUGGAGUAAUUUUCACUUCAUCGAGACUGUUUUACGUUGGAGCACGGGAAGGACACAUGCCGAUGGUUUUAACAAUGAUCAAUAAAAAUACCCGUACACCUAUUCCUGCAGUCAUUUUCACGGGGCUUCUUUCCAUAGCAUUCCUUGCUUUAUCGGACAAUAUCUUUUCGCUUAUCAAUUAUAUCCAAAUAGUAUAUUGGUUGGCUAUUGCCUGCGUAGUUGCAGCGCUGUUCUGGUUACGAAAAAAAAUGCCGGAUGCUGAAAGGCCUAUUAAGGUCAAUCUCGCCUUCCCGAUAAUUUUUCUCCUUGGAUGUAUUGCUUUAGUGGUUGUCCCUAUCGUUGGUUCACCGAAGGAUACAGCAAUUGGUAUUGGAAUAAUGCUUACCGCGAUUCCUGUUUAUUUGAUAUUUGUGGCAUGGAGAAGUAAGCCUGAAUGCUUUGAGACGGCUUCAGAAAUAAUGACCAAGUUCAUCCAGAAGUUGUUUAUUGUUGUGGACGAUACGAAGGAAUCAUAA